This is a messenger RNA of Musca vetustissima, 1441 nucleotides long. Its product is annotated as proton-coupled amino acid transporter-like protein CG1139. Gene Ontology annotation, biological process: amino acid transmembrane transport. Gene Ontology annotation, cellular component: vacuolar membrane. The coding region runs from base 1 to 1416 and encodes 471 amino acids. The transcript is spliced from 7 exons. The record is from RefSeq and is a predicted model, not a curated record. Gene Ontology annotation, molecular function: amino acid transmembrane transporter activity. Lineage: Eukaryota; Metazoa; Arthropoda; Insecta; Diptera; Muscidae.
AUGAAUAAGAAUAAAUAUGGUAAUAAUUAUCACGAUCUAAAGAUGUCUUCAGAUAGCAUAUCUACAUCGAAAGAGAAGUCAUGUUCAGUGGCCACAUUAAGUGAUUUUCACUCCAGAACAAAUCUUACCGAAAAGGGCCAACAAAUCGAUGAAUAUGAUCCCUUUGCCAAUCGUGAUCAGGAGGGUGGCGCCUCAACAAGUGGUGCCUUGGCCCAUUUACUAAAAUCUUCAUUGGGUACGGGUAUCUUGGCUAUGCCCUUGGCCUUUUAUAAUGCUGGUCUAUUAUUUGGUUUAAUUGGCACAAUUGUUGUGGGUUUCCUGUGUACCUAUUGUGUACAUAUUUUGGUUAAAACAUCCCAUGAUAUUUGCAAAGAUGCCAAAGUACCAUAUUUGGGUUUUGCUGAAACCGCUGAGAAAGUAUUUGAAUAUGGCCCCAAAGCCUUGAGACCAUGGUCAAAUUUUGCAAAACAAUUUGUUGAUGGAUCUCUGAUGGCGACAUAUUACGCCGCCGCCUGUGUUUAUAUUGUCUUCAUUGCUACCUCAUUCCACGAUGUUAUCAAUUAUGAUUUGGGCCUUAACUGGGAUGUACGCAUUUACAUUGCCCUAACCCUGAUACCCUGCCUGUUUAUUGGACAAAUUCGUAAUUUAAAAUGGCUGGUACCCUUUUCGGCAAUGGCUAAUGUCUUUAUUGUGGUGACAUUCGGAAUUACCCUUUAUUAUAUGUUCAGUGAACCAUUGGUGUUCAGUGAUAAACCAUUGGUGGCUAAGGUGACACAGAUUCCAUUGUUCUUUGCCACGGUCAUUUUUGCCAUGGAAGGUAUUGGUGUAGUUAUGCCAGUGGAAAAUUCCAUGAAGAAACCACAACAUUUCUUGGGUUGCCCGGGUGUUUUAAAUACGGCCAUGAUAACCGUGGUGUCGCUGUACGCCAUUAUUGGUUUCUUUGGUUAUGUGCGUUAUGGUGAUAUUGUGCGCGGUAGCGUUACAUUGAAUUUACCCGAUGGUGCACCAUUGGCCGAUGCUGCCAAAUUGUUAAUGGCCAUUGCCAUUCUCUUUACCUAUGGCCUGCAGUUCUAUGUGCCCAACGAUAUUCUGUGGAAGAAAAUCAAUCAUAAAUUCGAUCCCAAAAAUCACAAUAGAACACAAAUUCUGCUUAGAACGGGUAUUAUUUUAAUAAGUGGUGGUAUUGCUGCUGCCAUACCAAAUUUGGAACCCUUCAUCAGUUUGGUGGGUGCUGUAUUCUUCUCACUGCUGGGCAUCUUUGUGCCCAGUUUUGUAGAAUCGGUGUAUUUGUGGCCCAAUAUGGGUUUCGCCAAAUGGAAGCUAAUCAAAAACGUUUUGUUGUGCAUCUUGGCCAUUUGUGCCUUGGUGGCCGGUGCCACAGUCAGUAUUGAAGAAAUCAUUGACAUGUAUAAAUAAUUUCAAGAAAAUAAUUAUACAAUCC